Messenger RNA from Melanotaenia boesemani (Boeseman's rainbowfish), 6331 nucleotides. Its product is annotated as collagen alpha-1(XVIII) chain-like. The record is from RefSeq and is a predicted model, not a curated record. The coding region runs from base 156 to 4226 and encodes 1356 amino acids. The transcript is spliced from 42 exons. NCBI's taxonomy places the organism in Eukaryota, Metazoa, Chordata, Actinopteri, Atheriniformes, Melanotaeniidae.
GGCAGCAGGCAGGUGAAAGACCACUGACAGCGGUUCAUUUUCCUGUUUGCGGCUGAGGAGUGUUUGUGCUGGAGAUGAGAAGAACUCCUGAAAGCUUCUGAAGGAAUUUUUAUUUCUUCCUGGAUCAACAUCAGAAAUAUAAAAACGGUACGAGGAUGCGUGAAUGCAACAGGUGGUCGGUGCUGAGAUGGCAGACCUGCACCUUAUUGCUGCUGCUGGCCACGCAGAUAAAAUCCCAGCGAACAGAAGAAAAUGGUGUCACUUUGCUCCAGCUAAUUGGAGACCCUCCACCAGACGAUAUAAUCAAGGUCUCUGGACCAACAGGCGAUCCUGCCUACCAGUUUAGCUCCUUAGCUGCCAUGGGCCAGCUGGCUAUAGCCCACGUCCCUAACCCUUUCUACCGCCACUUCUCCCUCAUCUUCAAAAUCAAACCUACCACCUCCACCGCCUCCGUCCUCUUCUCCAUCAUAGAUGGACCCCAGAAGUUCAUGUACAUCGGCGUCAAGCUUAGCGCAGUGAAAACUGGCCGUCAGAAGCUGCAGUUUUUCUACACCGAACCCGACUCUGAAGCUUCAUAUGAGGCAGCCAGUUUUGACAUGAAGAGUCUGGAGAACAAAUGGAGCCAGUUUGCAUUGUCUAUCUACGAAGAUCAGGUGACUUUCUACCCAGAGUGCGAUGUGGAGCCAGAGGUGGUGAAGUUUGAGCGCUCACCAGAUCCGAUGGACCUCGACUCAGGGGCUGGGAUCUUUGUGGGUCAGGCAGGAGGAGCUGACCCUGACAAGUUUGAGGGUUUAAUCUCAGAGUUUAAAUUGGUGGGAAGCCAUCAGGCAGCUGAGCGUUUUUGUGACUACGACGACUACCCUGAUGAAGCUUCUGGUGACUUCGGCAGCGGUGAAAUUGAGAGGAGGCAGAAAGGACAAACUGUGAAGACCACUCCUCCAUCCCUCCGUCCAGUCCCAGAACCCCCGCAGACAUCCUCAGACAGCGCCAGAGUGACACACACAGGUCCUGGGAGUGCUAAAGGUGUGAAAGGUGACAGGGGAGAGAAAGGUUCAAAGGGGGACCGAGGCCCUGCUGGGCCGAAGGGCGAUUCAGGCAGCAGCCUUGGUUCCUCCUCACAGGGUGGAGCACAAGGACAAAAGGGAGAAAAAGGUGCAAAGGGUAGCUCUGGCAGUGGAUACAAUGGUAAUAAAGGAGAACGUGGGUUUCCAGGGCCUCCUGGGCCACCUGGUCCUCCAGGUCCUGCAGCUGAAGUUAUCCGACUUGGGGAUGGCUCUGUUGUACAGCAGGUAGCCGGACCCUCUGGACCACCUGGGCCACCAGGGUUAGAUGGGCCUCCAGGACCUCCAGGGGCAGAUGGGGAGCCGGGUGAUCCAGGAGAGGAUGGAAAAGCUGGUCCUGCUGGGUCACAGGGUAUUCCAGGAUUUCCAGGAACUUCUGGUGCCAAAGGCCAAAAGGGUGAACGUGGAGAGAGCCAACCAGGACCCAGAGGCCCUCCAGGUCUGCCAGGUCCUCUUGGGCCUGGCACUGGAGAUCGUCCUACAUUUGUUGACAUGGAGGGCUCAGGAUUCCCAGACUUGGAAAAAAUCCAGGGUCUACGUGGUCCCCCAGGUCCUCCUGGUCCUCCUGGCCUUCCAGGAAUCCCUGGUACUUCAGUGGCACUUGGACCUGACGGACCAGUAGCUUUUGGACCUCCUGGAUCACCAGGUCAAGAUGGAGCUCCUGGUCUGCCAGGCCCACCUGGUCCUCCUGGUCUACCUGGUCGACCUGGACCCAGAGGGGAAAAGGGUGACAGUGGUUAUCUCGGUCUUCCAGGACCAGCUGGGGACAAGCAAGACACACAAGAGCCCAACUUCUUCAACGACCUCUUCUCUUACUUUGCUCCGCCUUCUUUGGGCAGUCAAGGUGACCCAGGACUGACUGGCAUACCUGGGCAAACUGGUCUGGCAGGACUUCCUGGUCCAAUGGGACCAGUUGGGCCUCCAGGACCUCCGGGACCCCCGGGACCACCAUAUGGUGUUGGCUUUAGCAACCAAGAUGGGUAUGAGGUGACCAGUGGCUUUCCUGGUCUCAGAGGUCCAGCUGGACCACAGGGUCCACCUGGAAUUGCAGGUCUUCCUGGCAAGCCUGGUUUGCCUGGUGACCAUGGAAACAAAGGAGCAGAGGGACCAAGAGGACCUCCUGGGAUUCCAGGUGUGGAUGGAUACCCUGGUCUGCCGGGUGAAAAAGGUGACAUAGGAGAGAAGGGACAGAUGGGUCUCCCAGGAAGAGAGGGUGGCCCACCCGGACCCCCAGGGCCUCCUGGACCUCCAGGGCAAAUCGCCUAUCAGUCACCAAGAGAUUAUAACGAAGUUUACUGGAACGAAGUUGGACAGGGAGGUUCUGAUACUUCAGGUCGAGCAACAUUACCAGGGCCCAGUGGGCCAAAAGGAGAAAAGGGGGAUUCAGGCCCUCCAGGAUAUGCACCUAAGGGAGAAAAGGGAGAGCCUGGCAUUAUUAUGGGGCCUGAUGGGAGACCUUUAUACCUGGGAGGCAUGGCAGGACAACCGGGUGAGAGGGGAAUUCCUGGACCGGUGGGACCUCCAGGUCCGCAAGGUCCUUCAGGCCUGAAGGGAGAGAUCGGUUUCCCUGGCAGACCGGGUCGACCAGGACUGAACGCUGCCAAAGGAGAGAAAGGAGAUUCAGGCAGUGGGUCUGGAUAUGGUUACCCUGGUCCCCCAGGUCCACCAGGGCCCCCCGGACCUCCUGGACCUCCUUCUUCCAUCGAUGGAGUCAGAGGUCAUGAUGAUUACUCGAGGUAUUACCCCGUUAAAGGAGAGAAAGGUGAUCGUGGACCUCCAGGAUUUCUUGAAAUUCCAGGUUACGGGUCGGGAUUUGAUUUCUACGCUUUGAAGAAUGAAUUGAAAGGUGAGAUGGGUUUGAAAGGUGAAAAAGGAGAACCUGGAGGAGGAUAUCAUGACCCACGCUAUGGUGGGAGUGCAGCCGGAGCUCCGGGACCACCCGGACCUCAAGGCCCACAAGGAGACUCCAUUGUUGGCCCACCUGGCCCUCAGGGGCCACCUGGUCCACCUGGAAUAGGCUAUGACGGUCGACCUGGACCACCAGGUCCGCCAGGACCUCCAGGACCGUCCCUGUCUGGGCCUUAUAGGGGCACACAGACAAUCAGUAUUCCUGGACCACCGGGACCACCUGGAGCUCCAGGACUACCUGGAUCCUCCUCAGGAGUGACGUUGUUGAGGUCUUACGAAACCAUGACGGCCACAGCUAGAAGACAACCUGAAGGCACUCUGGUGUACAUUAUAGACCAAACAGACCUCUACCUGCGAGUCCGAGAUGGAGUUCGUCAGGUCCAGCUCGGGGCCUACAUCCCUUUACCAAAUGUGGCUGGUAAUGUGGUUGCAGCUGUAGAGCCGCCACCAGUUAUCCCAUAUUCCCCAGACCAGCACUCCAGCUCUGAUUCCCAGAGGCCAGUUCAGCCUCCGCCGCAGGUGUACCCUGGUCAAACAACUGAUCCCCGAUACUACCCCGACCCACGAUACCAACCAGAUCCACGGUAUCCUUCCCAGACCGAUGACAGGUUUCCAAGCUAUGUAGACCGCUCAAUCCAACCAGAUGGUCGGUAUUCUGCCUCAGUCACCCCUCAACGGAGACCUCCACGUCCUGUACCCCAAACUCCAGUCCACACUCACACUUCAGGUCCAGCGCUCCACCUGAUUGCACUGAACAGCCCUCAGACUGGUGCCAUGCAGGGUAUACGUGGCGCAGAUUUCCUGUGCUUCACCCAGGCUCAGGCCAUCGGCAUGAAGGGAACUUUCCGGGCCUUCCUGUCCUCCAGACUCCAGGAUCUCCACAGCAUCGUCCGCAAGACUGACCGGGAUCACAUCCCAAUUGUCAACCUGAAGGAUGAGGUUCUCUUUGACAACUGGGACGCCAUCUUUAAUGAUGGCAGAAUGAAGGACGGUGUCUCAAUCUACUCCUUCAGCGGCAAAGAUGUUCUCAGAGACAGCACAUGGCCGGAGAAGAUGGCGUGGCACGGGUCGACCAGCGGAGGGCAGCGGCACGUCGACAGCUUCUGUGAGACGUGGCGUGUCGGCGACCGGGCGGUGACCGGCAUGGCGACAUCGCUGCAGAGUGGCAGCCUCACACAGCAGAGCUCCAGCAGCUGCACCAGCUCCUAUGUCGUGCUGUGUGUGGAGAACUGCUACAUCAACAAAGCCAAGAGAUAGACGUACACACACGCUGCACAAAGAGCAUGCAGUCUGAACACACUUUAUCUGUCUUUGCACCGUUUGUGGUGCUUUGUAAAUAGGAUUUUCUAAUGAGUUACUGUAUUAGUGUAUGUGUGUUUGCCCCUUUUGUAUGGUGCUACGCAGGAUCACAUCACAUGUUGAACCUAAGCUGAGCUCAGGUAGCCAUAUUGGAAGCCAACAGGUUUCCAAAGAUGCAGCUGUCAUGAUUGCAUCUGGUUGGAAAGCAGUGGUUUGAAUGUUUGUUUGUGCAGCCGUUUGUCAGAUUUGAGCUUUAACCUGAAUGUAAUGUUAGUCUAAAGCUGAAAUGUAACACAACCCUUUUCUUUUUUCAGAAAUGACGGUUACUGACAGCCUUUAAAGGUGUAUCAUUCAUUGUUUAUCUCUUUAAACAAAAUAUACUUGUAUGAUUUUUUUUAUGUGCAGCAAAAGCCAUACCUUAUCUGUUUCGUGGUUGCAUCUCCCUCCCAGGUCAGAUGUCAAGCUAAACAAAGACUUACUUUGUCUGAGAGCAAAUAGCAUUAAAUACCAGGCUACAGUGCCAGAUUUACUGAGACAAGAGGGAAAAUUUAGAUAAGGCUCUAAUGAGGGAAACUGUUUCGUACAGCACUGAUCUGUGAACAUAGACGCUGUUAGCUUGUCUUCAAAGCAGUUUAUCAAGAGCAGUUACAAUUAGCGUGAAGCUGCACAUUUUUCUUUUCCUGUCAACACAAUACAAACAAAAUGGAUUAGAUUUUUUAUAGAGCUUUAUCAAGGCACCCAAAGCUCUUUUACAUGGCAUAUUCAUUCACACACUGAUGGCGGAAGCUGCCAUGCAAGGCGCUCAACCACGACUCAUCAGGAGCAAUUAGGGGUACGGUGUCUUGCUCAGGGACACCUCGACAUGAGCUUGACAACUGGGGAUCGAACCGGCAACCCUUGGGCUGCAGGACGACCACUCUGCCACAUGCCGCCCCAUUAGCAGGCCAUUAGCAUGACGAAAGUGUUAAGUUGUUUAUUUUCUUGUCACAUAAAGUGAGCUACUAUCACUGGAGUAGGACCUUAAUCUUUCUUUAGUCAGCGAUAACUGUUAUGUAUUUAAAGUGUUAUCACAAUAAAAACAAUACUUUGAACUUAGCUCACAGCUUGCUAUCGCGUUAGCCAACUCUCCAUCUUUUGGUUUGUGUAAAUAGGUGAUAGUAAACCUGUCACACCUGACUGGUUCUUUAACAUUAUCCACUGCAGCCAUCUUUGCAUGACUGAAUUGAGGACCAGGCACAUCACGCAGUGGAGAAGCUGACUGAAAUCUCAGCUUCAGAAACCAGGGGAUGCUGAAGAAACAAUAACCCUGAGGCCCUGUUGACAUGACGCUGAGUUAGUAAAACUUUCAAGUUUUGUUGUUUAAACAAUAACAGCAAAGUGUGAGAACAGGCUCUAGAGUUGCAAUGCGAAUGUUAACGUGAACUGGAAUCUUUGAGCAACCAUGACAUCUGCCACGUCAUCUUUCAUUUGCGCCCUCAGGCUUGUUUACACCUGCAAAUAUAUAUAUAUAUAUAUAUAUAUAUAUAUAUAUAUAUAUAUGUAUAAAUAUUAGAGCAAACAUGAGUUUUUGUAUGUUAAAUGUAUGUUUUUAACCUCUUCCCACUGUUUUCUGCAAUCCACAGCACUUGAGUAAUAUUUUCUACACGGGAAGAUAUUUACAAAUGGUACUUUUUAGCAGCAACACAUUUUUAUUUUUUAUAAAACUCUGCUUUAUCUACUCCAUCUGUAAUGUGUGAUAUGGAUGCUUUCACAAACAAGGAUGACUGGAAGUUUGCUCACACACACAAAGGAAAUAAAUAUAAUCUUCUGUGCGGAUGUGUGACAAGGAUUCAGCCGUGAAUGCGUUGCUGCCUGUUUUUGCAUUUUCAUGUACUAAUAACAAAUCCAGCUGUAGCUCAACGUAUUGAAAUGCUGCGUCUUGUUGAAUAAAACUUGUGUGGAGAUCUGUGUUUUAAAGUGAUGGAAUGAGAUGGACUUUGUUUGUAUGGUUUAGUUAAAAUAAUUUUUAGAAUAAUCGUUCCAGAGUCUCUAAGGUAUCAUAAAAGUGGGCUGUUUCUCUUGUG